Messenger RNA from Scophthalmus maximus (turbot), 9282 nucleotides. RefSeq names its product serine/threonine-protein kinase WNK1-like. Gene Ontology annotation, biological process: protein phosphorylation; intracellular signal transduction; negative regulation of sodium ion transport. Lineage: Eukaryota; Metazoa; Chordata; Actinopteri; Pleuronectiformes; Scophthalmidae. Gene Ontology annotation, molecular function: ATP binding; chloride channel inhibitor activity; potassium channel inhibitor activity. Gene Ontology annotation, cellular component: cytoplasm; cytosol. The coding region runs from base 673 to 6603 and encodes 1976 amino acids. The record is from RefSeq and is a predicted model, not a curated record. The transcript has 28 exons.
CAGGCGCUUUCGGAAAAACCCGUUUCUUCGUCAAUGUGUAGCAACAGCUCCGCUUGUUUGAAAUCGAGCCCACUAAUUUCAGCUCUUCACACCGGAGGAUAUUGUACAUAUGUUCCCCUUUUCUAUUAUUGCGAGGACGGACGGAUUCGCACUGUGUGGACAAUUUCACAACCGGGGGCCGCCAGCUGUGUUGUAGAUACGAUAUUGGAGUGAAACUGGACUGGAUCGUAUCCGGAGUGUCCUGCUAUCCUGCCAUUACCGACAGUAGGAAGUUUGGUGCCUGUUGUAGGUUGUGCGAAUUUGUUCCUCACCAGUGAUUCCUUAUGCUUGAUAGAACCUGCACCCUGAUUCUGACAGGAUGGAUGUAGUGGACCUAAAGAGACUUGUGUAUCAACAUCAGCACUCUGUGUUCUGCUGCGGUGUUCAGUCUUUUUCCAUCUUGAAGAGAACACCUCCCAUCUUACACCUCCAGUCUCUGCACUAUAUAAACAUGAAGACCAUUUCUGAGCAAUAAAAAAGAAGGCUAGAGAUAGAAGUUGAAAGACUUUCUAUCGUUUCCUUUUUAAAGCUCAGAUAAAUAUUGAUUACACAAGCCUGUACGACGGACAUGGAAAUAUCCUUAUUUUAAUUUUUCAUUAGUUGUACCCCCUUACUCUUAGUGUGGGUGGUGGGAUGUCGGAAACGCCAGACGACAAAAUGGUGAAGUUCCUGGCUCCCCCUCAGAAGAGUGGAAACGGCCCCAGUUCGGGUUCAGAUUCAAUGGUGGGUGAGAGCCGGCCAGCAGAAGUGAGACGGCGGCAUCACACCAUGGAGCGUGAUCGAGGUAACUCUGAGCAGCGUUUCUUCCGCCGCAGUGUCAUCAGUGAUUCAAAUGCUACGGCACUGGCCCUCCCUUUACCCACCAAGACCCUCACCCCUGCACCUCAAUGGGUUCAGCUACGGGAAACCGUUCCCCAGCAACAGGCUGCUGCUGUUCCUCAUUCACCACAGACUGAAACAAGUUUAGCUCAAGAUGAGAAGUCUGUCGAUAGUGGAAGAGGAGGAGGAAUAGAAAAAGACAUAGAAAUAGCCAAGGUGGAUGUAGUGCCUUUAGACCAGGAGCCUGCCAAUAUCUGUGAUGGAGAGGUCGUGGUAGCAUCCCAUUCCAUACCAGGCUUGGGAAGAGAGUUGCCAAGCCAAACAGAAACUGAAAGCACCCCUGAAGUGAAGGUACAUCAUGGAGAAGAAGGGGAAGAAGAGGAUAAGGACUCUGCCAAGGCACGAGCAGAGGCAGAGCAGAGAGAAGCGGAGAAAAAAGUGCAGGACGACAUCGAAGAGGCAGAGACCAAAGCAGUGGGAACAUCACCAGAUGGGCGUUUCCUAAAGUUUGACAUAGAAAUUGGACGUGGCUCCUUCAAGACCGUCUACAAGGGCUUGGACACUGAGACCACAGUGGAGGUGGCUUGGUGUGAGCUGCAGGAUCGCAAGCUGUCAAAGACAGAGCGCCAGCGGUUUAAGGAAGAAGCAGGGAUGUUAAAGGGACUGCAGCAUCCCAACAUUGUCCGCUUUUACGACUCCUGGGAGGGACCGUCCAAAGGCAGGAAGUGCAUUGUUCUGGUCACCGAACUCAUGACUUCUGGCACACUUAAGACAUAUCUAAAGCGUUUCAAGGUGAUGAAAAUUAAAGUCCUUCGGAGCUGGUGUAGACAAAUCCUCAAGGGGCUUCACUUCCUUCAUACUCGGGCUCCCCCCAUCAUCCACAGGGACCUUAAGUGUGACAACAUUUUCAUCACAGGCCCAACAGGAUCUGUGAAGAUUGGAGACCUGGGACUGGCCACACUGAAGCGGUCGUCCUUUGCCAAGAGUGUUAUAGGUACCCCUGAGUUCAUGGCGCCUGAGAUGUAUGAGGAGAAGUACGACGAGUCAGUGGAUGUGUAUGCCUUUGGAAUGUGCAUGCUGGAGAUGGCCACCUCAGAGUACCCGUACUCAGAGUGCCAGAAUGCUGCACAGAUCUACCGCAGAGUUACCAGCGGGGUGAAGCCAGGCAGCUUCGACAAGGUGGCCAUUCCUGAGGUGAAGGAGAUCAUCGAGGGAUGUAUUCGCCAGAACAAGGAUGAGAGGUACUCGAUCAAGGACCUUCUGAACCAUGCGUUCUUCCAGGAGGACACAGGGGUGCGUGUUGAGUUGGCAGAAGAGGAUGAUGGAGAGAUGGAGGCAAUUAAGCUGUGGCUGAGAAUUGAGGAUGUAAAGAAACUCAAGGGGAAGUACAAAGACAACGAAGCUAUUGAGUUUUCUUUUGACCUCAACAAAGAUGUCUCCGAAGAUGUGGCUCAGGAAAUGGUUGAGUCUGGUUAUGUGUGCGAAGGCGACCACAAGACAAUUGCGAAGGCCAUAAAGGACAGGGUGUCUCUGAUCAGUCGCAAGAGAGGACUGCGACAGCAGGUCAGAGAAGAACAAGAGAAGAGACGGAUAGAAGAAGAGCUGCAGAGUCAGUUACUGCCAGCACAGCAACAAGGACAAGUGUCCAGCACGGAGUUGCCUCAGCCCCAGCCAGUGCCUCAGAAUGUUUCUUACGUCUCUCCACAACCAAACCAACACAGUACACAAAUGUCUGCCCAGCCUGCAUCUCAAAGCCUUCAUGGUUCUAACUACAACACUCCUCAAUCAACGCAAAUGACUAGCAUGGCUCAGGGUGUCCCUUACGUCCCCCAGUCAACUGGCCAAGUCCCACUUCAAGUCCAGGGUCAAAGUGUCGCCACCAUUCAGCCAGAGUCAGAGGAGCCAGAGACUGACCAACACCAACAACUACAGCACACUGGAGGAGCUGCUCACAUGGGAGACACACUUCCUACUUCCUCCAUCCUUCCUGAGGCCCAGCCUCCUCUGCCUGGACUGUCCUACAGCUCCCCUCCAAGUCAGCACCCUCAGCCCCAGGUGUUGUGCCCGCAGACACAAAAUGAACAAAUGCAACAGCAGCAGUUGUCACUGGUUCAACCCCAGAUGCCAGGUGUCCAGCCGGAAGUUGUUCCUGUUGCACCUUCAAGCCAGUCUGUCCCCGUGGCCCCCCCGCAGUAUGGCGUUUACUACCAACCGUCGCUCCCCCCUCAGAUUCCCACUCAGCAAGUGAUUAUACCCUCAUCAUCUCAGCCGUCUGCCCCCCAGCAACAACAACAACAACAACAACAACAACAACAACAACAACAACAACAGCAGCAGCAACAGCAGCAGCAGACAGAGAGCACCUCUACUCUUCAGAGCUCCACUCUAGCACAGGCACAGACGGGAGCCCAGCAGCUACAGGCACCUGUGAGUGUCCCUCAGUCAACAGCAGCGGAGCAGACAGCAGGAUCUUUAGCUCUGGUGCCACCAUUUGUAGAAAGCAGCCUAUCUGAUGCAGCUUCUGGUCUCAGUGACGGCAAUGACGGAAGUUCUACAUCAGGGGGUCGCCACGAGGGGCGCUCACUGAAGCGCCAUCAGAGGCGAUCCGUGCGCAGCCGCUCCCGCCACGAGAAGAUGGCAAAGGCCAAGCUGAAUGUUCUCAGUAUCUCUAACGUGGGUGACAGAGUAGCCGAGUGCCAGCUGGAAACUCACAACAGGAAGAUGGUGACCUUCAAAUUUGACCUUGACGGUGAUAAUCCAGAGGAGAUUGCACAGAUCAUGGUUGAGAGUGAGUUCAUCUUGGAGUGUGAGCGCGACUCGUUCAUCGAGCAGGUCCGUGAAGUCAUAGAAAUGGCUGAUGAGAAAGGAGAAAGGAUGAAGGAAGGUUUUCCUCAGAUGAGUGACCUCCAACAACAGCCUCAGCUGUCUAUCCCCAUGCUGCCAGGUAUUUCCCCCAGUACAACAGCCCAGGUGGUGCAUUCAGCCGGACGAAGGUUCAUAGUCAGCCCAGUGCCAGAGUCUCGUCUUAGAGAGCAGUUCUUUGGAGCUUUUACUGCUAAUACGUCCUUUGGAGACGAACCUGCACCUGCUCCUCCUAUGAUAUUGGGCCUUUCUCUGUCUGCUCCGUCUGGGACCCUCCAGCAGGCUUUCAGUAACAUGAAGCAGGCUCGUGUAGAGAGAUGCAAUACCCUUGAUCCGCUUGCUGCCGAGCAAGAACCAGGCACUGUUCCGUCCACCGAGGCCGGACUUGGCCCGAGCUCCAACAAUGUCCUGGCUCCUCCAGAAGCUGCAGCAUCCACCACUAGCGCUACUUUUCCUGCAGUGUCUCUUCCGUCUACUGCAACACCCUCACUUCCUCCCUCAACAGGGAAUGUUUCCCCUCCACCUAUACCCGCCCAGACCCAAACCCCUGCUCCUGUCAUCAGUGAUCCCAGUCCACCUCCCCAGUCUUCCCAUGAAACACCCCCCUCACAGCUUCCACCAGCUCCUAGUGUCCCUCCGUCAUCUUCUUCCAUUUCUCCUCCGUCAGUGCAGAUGUCCGUCCCUGCCGUACCUGGGCCUCAGCUGAGCAGUAGUUCUGUCGCUGUCUCUUAUGUUGCUGGUGUUCCUUCCAGUAGUACAAGUACGGCCCCUGGGUCAGAGCAGCAGCUUUUCAACAGUGCUGUUACCUCCUCUCAGCCCAUGAAUGCAUCCAUCCAUGCACCACAGCACACAUCCUCCCUGUGUCAGCCUGUUCCCGUUUCUGCUCAGCCCCCACCUCCCACCUCGUCAGCCAGUCAGAGUCAGGUCCAAGCACAGCCGGGGGAGUUGGAGGGAGCUGAGCUCCAGUCAAAGACCACAGGUAGAGAUGACAUCCAAGCUCUAGAUCAGAAGCUACGGUCCCUCUUUCAAGACCAGAGCACCGCCUCCUCAUCGUCACUGGAUCCCAGUCAGAACACGGGGACCUCCUCUCCUCCGACUGGGACUACUUCCCCUCCACCCGGAGCCGUCAUGUUGCCCCCAUCGAACCUCCCCCUCAAUUCUGGGGUACAAGGGGUCCUUGGCGCCACAACUACCCCAGGAGGACAUACCCAUACCCCCCCAACAAAGCCCAGGGCACAGACUUUGCCCACUGGUUUUGAUCAAGCUGCUACACCUCCCUCUGACAUCGUGCCCCCGUUUCCUGGACCAAAUCAGUCACACCAACCUCUGGGUAAUUUGGAUGCUCAGUUGAGGAGAGCUCUGAGCCCAGAGACUGUUCAGGGAGGAAACAGAGUCCAGCCUCCAGUAGCAGCAGCUUUCACUCUUGGACGUUUCCAAGUAUGUGUUGCCACUGAUGGUGUGUCCAGCAGCAUUCCAGGUCCCUCCAGCAUUGUUUCCUCCUCCUCCCGCACACCGUCCUCUACCACCUCCUCCUCUUCCACUUCCUCAUCCUCUUCCUCCCCCUCAAGUCCAGAAAAUACCCUCCACCGUUCGUCCGCUAUUGCUAGAGAAGUUUCUGAAACUGACGCUGUGAACGGAGCCUCAUCUCUCCCAACCGGGCCUGCCAGUCAGUCCACCACCAUUGGACGCUUCCAAGUGUCCACAAACAGCAAUUUCACAUCUGGACCCACCACUGGCUCAAAAGUGGGACGAUUUUCAGUCACAGUGACUCCAGCUCCAGCAACAGGCUCCAGUCGGCAGAAUGGGCCCUCGUCUUCAACUUCUGACCAACAAAAUGCACAUCCCCAUUACAGUAGUGACAACGAUGAAGACUCUGAGCCUGAGGACGAGGCUUGGAGGAUAGAAAUAAGCCUCCUGAGAGAAAAACACAUGAGGGAGAUUCAGGCCUUGCUGUCUCAGCACAACGAGGAGAGAGCGGCUCUGUUAGUGCGCCAAGGGAAACGUCCUCCUUCUGUCCUCGCCCCUGCUGUGGCCAAUCUGGCCAUGGCUGGAGGUCGACGCAGGCUGAAAAGCAAAAGCCACAAAUCGGCUCGCAGCAGUGGACAGCCCAGUCUCAUUCACGCAGGGUCCCCUCCGAAGCAAAGUUCACCCUCCACGUCAGGGGCCUCAGAAACAGCAGCAGGGGCGUCACAGCCGGUUGGCAGGUCUCCCAUAAAGCAGUUCAGAUCCUCUCCAUCCAUGCCCAGCCUCAGCGGCUGCUCCACAGGAUCAAUUGGCGUCAGCUCCAUAAACGGUUCAGGCCACUGUCAGAACCAUUCUACUUCCCUGACGCAGGCGACUGGACCCACUGCUUCUGCCUCUCACAGCCAGAAGGGCAAGGGCACCUUCACUGACGACCUGCACCAACUGGUGGAUAACUGGGCCAGAGAUGCCAUCAGCCUCUCCAACAGCAAGAGAGCUCCUAAAACUGGAGCACAGGCAGCAAUGGGGCACGAUAUAAUCCCCCCGGCCAACAUGGGUCGUAAAUUCUCCGCUCCGGGUUACCUCUGCCCAACGCUUCCCACGCCGUCUAACACCACGGCCACCGUCACCUGCCACCUUCCAAGCGCAGCCAACCCCCCUGCCAGUCUGGGGGCCCGUAAAGGCUCCCUGGGCCCAGUCGCUCCGGGGUUCGUAUAUACCUCGACCCCGUACAGUGCUCCUCAGUGGACGGGAUCCGCAGGCACAUGCCAGGUCAGCAUGCUUAACCCUGCACAGCCAUUAGCACAGUACCAGCCGCCUACGUCAGCCCCCGUGACCAAUCACCAAGGCUACCACAUGGGAACCACACCAGCACCCCAGAAAUCAGUCAACCCUGGAGGGUCCAACCUGAGGCCCACGUAGCCCAGUCAGAGCCCUAGUCCGGGCCGAGACUGCAGGGCCGCACAGGGCUGAGAGGACAGACGGCCAAUGAUCCAGAACUACGAGCUCCCUUUGCUGGUUAGCUGGCUGGGUAUUGUGCUUUUUAUUUUUUAUUUCUUCUUUUAAAACAAUUUGUGUUAUGAGUUGACCUGUGUCCUCUCAGGCAGAACAAAAUCUGUAAUUGGAGGGAGAGUGCAAUACGCAUCCACAGCACGAGUGUCACCUGCCAUGAGCUGUGGAACUGAGCUGUGACGAGAGAGUUGGUUGUGUCCGGGGAUGUAACGACCUAGAGACACAACCAGCUGCAGCCAAAGAUGUCUUUUUGAGAGCAGACGUUGUAAUGUCGAGGAGAAGGGAGGAGGGAUUCUGGUUGGCAUCCUUACUGGUCCUGACUUAAGUUGAACUGACACACCUAACACCUGACUAGACGUUGACUUGGUUUUGUGACUUGGGAUGGUUUAGGGUAAUUUUGUCUCGGAGAGUGUGGGGAGAAUGUGAGUGUACAGAAAGUGAAUGGGUGAGUGUUUGUUCCAGACGGAGCAAUAAAGUGUGACGAGAGGAGCAAGGAGAAGAAAGACAUAAGUAAGUUAGGCUGGAGUGUAACAGAUAGAGUUGGAAUAUGAAUACAUCCCAGUGGCUACCUAUUAUUAUAUACAAUGCAAUAAUGGCAAAGAGUAGAUAAACUGUCCCUUGUAACUGUGGCCUUAAUCCCCAAACACAUUGAAACAUUGACCUUGUACAAAGAUAUUUUCUUCUCUGGGUUAUUAUGAUUCCAUGUUUAGCAUAUUUAUUUCCCUGUGGGAGUCUGGUGACUUUGUGUUUGAGUUGUCUCCGUCACACACACAUUUAUUAUAUACUGAUUUAUCCUUCACAUCUGACAUGUAAGCCAGUGGAUCUGCCACCUUGUCCUGGUGUUGACCACCGUCCGAAGAGGUGGCGCUGCUGGGUGGAGGGUGUUUGUAGGGUGAUAACUUAACUUGUAUUUAUUUUUAACACAGGAAUGGAAUCUUGUUGAGAAUCACAAGUUGACACAUGAAACCACUUUAUUUUAGUGCUUAGCCAUAGUGAGAAGUGAGCAGUUCAAAGUCUGCUCAGCAUAUGAAAUUUAAAACAGUUUUGGUUUAUUGAGAUCAAAUCGGUGGAAGGGCCCCACUUCUCCCACGUGUUUACAAAGAUGGUGCACGUCACUAGAUUGAACCGGUCGUCACUUUGAAUAGCUCCGCUCGUAAUAUUUAGCCGACACCUCUCAAAUAAGAAAUGUCUGGGGUUCUCUUCCUGUGGUCUGUUUUUGUAUGCAUUAUUUAAUAAUAAAAAAAACACAAAUGUUCUUUAUGGACCUGUAUUCAGCCAUCAGAUUUUGAUGUUGUUUCACUGUAAUUAUUAUUAAAGGUUGUUAAACAACAUGUAGUUAAAGGAAUAUAAAAAGUGCAAUUGCAGGGUUGUUGUUAUUGGUAUUCUACUCACCACGCAGGACAGAAUCCUGUGGUUUAGUAAGCUCUUCUGUCUAUGACCGCCCUGCCCCCCCCCUCCCUUUUCUAUUCUUUUGUACAUAUGUUAAUGUGAGGUAAAUGCUUUCACGUAAACGCUCAGUCACUAGAGUUUGCUUGUGGUGACCCACUCUACAUGCACACGCACUCUAACUCGUAAACAUGAGGAACACUUUAGUGCCUUGCAUCCUCACUAAUGACAAGUUCCAGAUUCCUUUUAGUCCCAUAAUCUGUGACUGUACUGCAGAAAACCAGUUUGCUUCACCUGUACAUGACGUGAGCACAACCCGCAGCCGACUCGAGAGGAUGUGACACUCUGAGACGUUGGAACGAGAGCGCCUCACACAGGACUGCAGAGCAAAGAGCACACUGACUCGCGUGGAAGCAGUUUCUCUCUACAGUUACAUUUCUGUUGGUUGUGUCAUCAGCUGUGAAUUUAUAUUUGGCUCAUGCGUACACUGUUUUGGCUGGCGUUUUGUUUUUGUGGAUUUAUCAUUAAACCGUUUCAUAGAAGCACUUGUUCAGGCUGCGUAUAGGUUUAAAAAGUUGUCACCGGCUCGGCUUCAGUCUCACCGCCUCACACGGCACCACGCUGUAGUUGUGACUCCUUUUGCCUGCUUGUAGAUUGGAUGAAUAGUAAAACUUCUCUAGAGAAAAAAUAAAGUUACUGCAAUGCAGAAUAUGCAAAGUUUUAUAAGGACUGAGGGGUGAUGGAAAAAUUUGCAUGCUAAUGAGGGUUGUUACUGACUUCAGUGUUUUUGAUAUUGGAAUAUUAUUUGCCUUCCCGAGUCAUCACAAAGUGUUUGUUAAAUUACAUUUCACUAAUAUCAGACAGCUUCAGUAUCAGCAUUUGAUUUCUGCAUGCCGGCUUCACUGGUGUUUAAUCUCGCAAAUGACAACUGGCCACUGUACAGCACAACCAAGCUUAGGGUCCAUGUGCUCCUAUGUAUUAUAAGUGAUGGUCACAGAGCUCCUCCAUACACAACUGUUAGAGGCUCCUGACACGCAGUGAUAUCUGUUGAAUUCUUAUUUCUGAUCCCUCCCUAAAGACUUCCUGUGAUUCAGUGUCUGUUUUGUGUAUGUUUUUCCACGAUGUACAAAAUGUAAAAACAAAUAAAAAUAUCAAUAAAAAAACGUCAUGCAUAUUUGUGUAAUUAAAAAUGUUAUAACCAAA